CAGUGACCCAGUUUCCACCGGGGUGACCCCACCAGCAUAUAUAUAAAUGAAGGAGCCCGUAGCUCCUCCUGUCAAUCAUCCUCCAAUACGCCUUCAACAUGAAACUGAUCAUCUUCGCUUGUCUGGCCGUCGUGUCCCUGGCCGCCCCCAGGCCCGACAAACCCGUCCCAGCCCCCGCUCCCUCCUACGGCGCCCCCUCCCAGAGAUCCUUCGACCACUCCGCCGAAGCCAUAGCCAUCCUCCGCGACGAGAGGCAGAUGUCUGACGACGCCACCAGCUACAACUUCGCCAUUGAGACUGAGGACGGAAUCCAACGCGAGGAAUUCGGUUCCGCCAUCGACCACGGAAGCGCUGAAGGAGCCGUCGCUCAGAGCGGAAAGGUCUCCUUCACCCUCCCCGACGGCCAACAGUUCGAGCUGACCUUCGUGGCUGACGAGAAUGGCUUCCAGCCCCAGUCUUCCUUCCUGCCAGUCGCUCCCGAAUUCCCCCACGAGAUUCCCCAGUUCGUCCUCGACCAGAUCGAAAAGGCAAGACGCGAGGACGAGGAAGCUGCCCGCUCCGGCCCACGAAGCAGCGGUGGACCAUCCAACAGCUACCAGGCCCCUUUGUAAACAGCUUCACCCCUCAGGUACCAUGCAGGCCCUUGAACAGCUGCAGGCGUCCUAUGCAACCGAAUCCCAUCGACAAACUAUUCUUAACUUAUGACUAUUUAUUUUUAUGCCAAUAGUUAGAAUAAACAUGCAAGUCUA
Molecule: messenger RNA, 749 nt
Organism: Macrobrachium nipponense
Lineage: Eukaryota; Metazoa; Arthropoda; Malacostraca; Decapoda; Palaemonidae
Product: larval cuticle protein 65Ag1-like
Exons: 3
Coding region: 99-611 (170 amino acids)
Cellular component (GO): chitin-based extracellular matrix
Molecular function (GO): structural constituent of chitin-based larval cuticle
Source: RefSeq, a predicted model, not a curated record